Phragmites australis (common reed) is the source of this 726-nucleotide messenger RNA. RefSeq lists its product as uncharacterized. The record is from RefSeq and is a predicted model, not a curated record. The transcript has 2 exons. Bases 1 to 726 code for a protein of 241 amino acids. Lineage: Eukaryota; Viridiplantae; Streptophyta; Magnoliopsida; Poales; Poaceae.
AUGGAUCCUCGGCAAGCUUGGAAGGAAUACUUGAGGGAGUUGUGUUUCUCGUCCAACGACUCAUCCGAUGAAGAAGAUGAAUUGUUCAUGGAGGGUAUGAGAGCUUGGCAAGCCGACCUGGAGGAAUCAGAGAGGCGACCAUGGGGUGGCUCAGUGCCAGGUCGGAAGCGCAUCAACUGGUACCGGCUCAAGGGCCAUAUGAAGUUGUUCAACGACUACUUUGCCGAUCCCCCCGUGUACCCUAACUACAUAUUCCGACGCAGGUUCCGGAUGAAACGCAACCUGUUUCUGAAGAUAGUUGCAGCUGUUGAAGAGAAGGACCCCUGGUUCCAGCAGAGGAGAAACGCAGCUGGAGAGCUCGGGCUAUCGGCAUUGCAAAAAGUGACUGUGGCAUUUCGUAUGCUAGCAUAUGAUGCGCCGGCUGAUUCUCUCGAUGAGUGCCUUCGGCUUGGUGAGAGCACUAUCAUUGAGAGCAUGCGUCGUUUCAUCAAUGCUGUUGUGCAGGCAUUCAGCGAUGAGUACCUUCGUUCUCCUAAUGAGGAGGACACUGUGCGUUUGCUAGUCAUCAACUCGCGCAGAGGCUCCCCCGGGAUGUUAGGAAGCAUUGAUUGUAUGCAUUGGAGGUGGAAGAACUGCCCCACGGUGUGGGCCGGGUCUUAUACGGGGCAUGUUAACGCUCCGACUAUCAUUCUGGAGGCGGUAGCGUCGCACGACCUGUGGAUCUAG